Molecule: messenger RNA, 1770 nt
Organism: Camarhynchus parvulus
Lineage: Eukaryota; Metazoa; Chordata; Aves; Passeriformes; Thraupidae
Gene: FLRT1
Product: fibronectin leucine rich transmembrane protein 1
Exons: 4
Coding region: 1-1632 (543 amino acids)
Molecular function (GO): protein binding
Source: RefSeq, a predicted model, not a curated record
AUGUGGCCCCCAGGGCUGAGUGGGGGUGGUUAUUUGGGGAGGGGGAGGUCGGGGAAGGGGCCGCCGCCGCCGCCGCCGGGCCCGCACGCGCCGGCCGGAGCCACCCGCGGCCCCCCCGGCGGGGCGGGGGGGCCAUGGAGCCCCGGGCCCGGUGAGCACGGCCGGGCACGAGGAGGAGCCCGAGGGGAGCGACAGGAGCCAGGCCACCCAUCCACCCAUGGCCCCCCCUCCCCGUCCCCUCCCCGUCCCCCGGUCACCGCGGGGGGGGGGACCCCAAAGGCUGCUGACCACCGGCAUCCCCUGCUAACCACCGCGACCACCGCGACCACCAUCCCGCUGCUGACCACCGGCCUCACCCUGCUGACCACCGCGACCACCGCGACCACCAUCCCGCUGCUGACCACCGCCCUCACCCUGCUGACCGCCGCCGCGCCCCCCGCGGCCGCCUGUCCCGCCGUUUGCCGCUGCUCCGGCGGCCGCGUUUACUGCAACGACCGCGGGCUGACGGCCGUGCCCGAGGGGCUCCCUCCCGGCGCCACCACGCUGUUCCUGCAGAACAACCGCAUCGGCGACGCGGGCAUCCCGGCUCGCCUGGGCCGGCUGCCGGCGCUGCGGGUGCUCUACCUGUACGCCAACGCUCUGGAGCAGCUGCCGGCUCACCUGCCGCCGGCUCUGCGGGAGCUGCACCUGCAGGAGAACAACGUGCGCGGCCUCUGCCGCCGGGCGCUGGCCCGGGCGCCGCUGCUCGAGCGGCUGCACCUGGACGAUAACUCGGUGUCGGCGGCCGGCAUCGAGGAGGACGCGUUCGCCGAGAACCGCCGGCUGCGCCUCCUCUUCCUCUCUCGGAACCACCUGAGCAGCGUCCCCGCGGGGCUGCCGCCGGCGCUGGAGGAGCUGCGGCUGGACGAUAACCGCAUCCACACCAUCCCGCUGCGGGCCUUCGAGGGGCUGCCGGCGCUGCGGCGCCUGGUGCUGGACGGGAACCUCCUGGCGAACCAGCGCAUGGCCGACGACACCUUCAGCCGCCUGGGGAACCUCAGCGAGCUCUCGCUGGGCCGCAACGCGCUGGCGGCGCCCCCCGCCAACCUGCCCCGGGCUCGGCUCCGCCGCCUCUCGCUGGCCGCCAACGCCAUCAGCCACGUCCCGGCCGGAGCUCUGGCCAGGAUGAGGGCCCUGGAGCGGCUGGAUCUGUCGGACAACAACCUGACCACGCUGCCCAGGGGGCUCUUCGACGACCUGGGCAGCCUGAGCCACCUGGGGCUGCGUAACAACCCCUGGUUCUGCGGCUGUAACCUGGCCUGGCUGCGGGACUGGCUGCGGCGCCGCGCUCCGCCGCGCCUGGAGGUGCGGGGGCUGCUGUGCCAGGCCCCGGCCCGGCUGCGGGGGCUGCCGGUGGGAGAGCUCCGGGGGGAGAUGGACGCUUGCGAGAACCCGGCAGGCGCGGCGGGAACGGGCGCGGGCCGUCCCCGCCCGUCUCGCCCGGCGUUUCCCGCGGCGCCGGGAGGAGCGGCCGCCGCCUCGCCGGGGCUCUGGGUGCAGGCGGCUCCCGGCGGGGCCCUGCGGGUCCGGUGGCCGCCGGCGCCUCCCGGGGCGUCGCUGAGGCUGAGCUGGCUGCGGCCCGGGGGAGCGUGACCGAGACCUUGGUGCGGGGAGCGCGGCGAGUACGUGGUGCGGGCGCUGCAGCCCGGAGCCCCUGUACCGGGUGUGCCUCGCCGCCCUGGAGCCCCCGCCGCUCCCCGCUCUGCGCCCAAGCCCGGGCCGGUGCGGGGG